This is a messenger RNA of Sodiomyces alkalinus F11, 2610 nucleotides long. RefSeq names its product ATP-dependent DNA helicase. Lineage: Eukaryota; Fungi; Ascomycota; Sordariomycetes; Glomerellales; Plectosphaerellaceae. The transcript has 9 exons. The record is from RefSeq and is a predicted model, not a curated record. Gene Ontology annotation, cellular component: cytoplasm; chromosome; nucleus. Gene Ontology annotation, biological process: double-strand break repair via homologous recombination. Bases 315 to 2528 code for a protein of 737 amino acids. Gene Ontology annotation, molecular function: 3'-5' DNA helicase activity; four-way junction helicase activity; ATP binding.
CUCACACCUCUCACACCUCUCACCUCUCACCUCCCCACCAUCCCAUUGGUAACUUGGCUGCAGAAUGACCAGAUUUGGAACCAUACAAGACACCAGCACCCAUCCCCAUAUUCAUCCGCCUCAGUGCAUUCAUUCUCCAAGUCGCCACAACUGAUACAUUUCCGUGUCUAUCCGACUCUAGACACAGACUCACAGUGGUCCCCAUUCCGCUCACUUGACCCAUCUUGUUCUUCCCACCAGAAGCCCAUAUCCCGUCGAACCCGUUCUUCCUGAAUGACGAAGCAAGUGCUCGGCCCAACACAGCGAAGCCGAUCAUGGGGGACGAGUACGACUCAGGAGACGACCUCUUCGAGGGCGUAACCGAGAGUGAACUCCUCCGGCCCUCACAACCCAAACGUCCGCAAGAGUUCGACGACGAUGUCGACUUCACCGAGUUGAUCAACAACAGCGACGACGCAUCCGCGCCGAACAAGCGGGCCCGGACCUCUCCCGAGCUGAAAAUGCGCCUCGCCGCGAAGGUCCUGGAGGAGACGUUCGGCUACGGCUUCUUCCGGCACGAGCAGCGGGACGCGAUUCGCCGGAUCCUCGACGGGGAGAAUACGUUAGUCGUCUUCCCGACGGGGGCGGGCAAGUCCCUCUGCUACCAGAUCCCCGCCAUUGUAUUCGAAGAAAUGGACCGAGAAACGGGCGAGCGGGAUGAAGGCGACUCGGGCGUCACGAUUGUCGUGUCCCCCCUCAUCGCGCUCAUGAAGGACCAGGUGGAUGCACUCCGACGGAGAGGCGUGGCGGCCGAGUGUAUUGACUCAACCAAGACGUGGCACCAGGUGCAGGAGAUCACGGCGGACUUGCGGUGCGGGAAGCUGCGGCUGCUGUACUGCGCGCCUGAGAGGUUGAACAAUGAGGGGUUCGUGGAGUCCAUCAAAUACGUACGGGGUGGGGUGCGUCUUCUUGGGGUGGAUGAGGCGCAUUGUAUAUCAGAGUGGGGGCACUCUUUUAGACCGGAUUAUCUCAAAGUGGCGCGAUUUGUCCAGGAAGUCCAGGCCGAGAGGGUCGUCUGCUUGACGGCUACCGCGACGCCUGUAGUAGCCGACGACAUUUGCAAGGCCUUCACCAUCGCCAAAGAGGGUGUCUUCCGAACCUCGCCUUACCGUCCAAACCUAUACCUUCAAGCAAUGACUGUGAAUGCGGAUGAUAAAUUUGAUCUCUUGUUUACCUAUCUUCGCAGACAUACAGGGUCGACGCUCGUAUAUGUCACCAUGCAAAAGCAAGCGGAAGAAGUGGCCUGGUUUCUAAGGACGGUCAAAAAGUUCAAAGCCGAAGCGUUUCAUGCCGGGAUGAAACCCGAGGUGAAGACUCGCGUCCAAGACCAAUUCAUGGCGUCUGAAAUCGAUAUUGUCGUCGCGACUAUUGCCUUUGGAAUGGGCAUCGACAAGCCAGAUAUUCGCAACAUCGUCCACUGGGACCUUCCUGGUACGGUCGAGGAGUACUGCCAACAAGUCGGUCGCGCAGGUCGAGAUGGCGAGGAUAGUUACUGCAUGCUCUACCUGUGUGAACGAGACUUUUACAUCAGGGAAAUGUUUGCACGCGGUGACCUCCCGUCCAGACAAGGCCUCCGGUCCCUCUUCAAGGACAUCUUCAACGAUGAAGUCCGCCAACUUCCCGCCGAGGGGACCUUCAAGACAAGUCACCAUGCCCAGUCGUCCGAGUUUGACAUUCGGCUCAGUCCCCUCGGCGUCAUCUACGCACUCCUCGAACUCCGCUUCAACCUCAUGCGGGCCACCGCAGCAGAAUACAGCGCAUACUCGUUCGAGGCUGCGUCCAGCUACCUCACCCACUUGAAGUGCAACAACACCCCCGAGGCGAAAGCCAUCCUAUCGCACGCCCGCAAGACCAGCAACAGCAAAUACCACCACAUCGACCCCACCGCCGUCUCCCGCCAGACGGGCAUACCGCGCACCAGCAUCAUCAGGCGGCUCAACGACCUCCACGACGCCGGCGCCCUGCGACUCAAGACCAGCGGCGUGCUCAACAAGUACAAAGUCCUCGGAACUCUUCCCCGAACGGACGGCGAAAUCGACCAACUGACGGACAAGGUGUACGCCGAGCUCGAAGGGCGCGAGACGCAGGCGAUGGAGCGGACGCAGCAGGUCGUCGACCUCUUCGCCAGCCCGACCUGCUUCGCGCGCGGCCUGGCGAGGCAUUUCGGCAUGGACCUGCCCGACGGGAGCGUCCGGUGCUCGCGCUGCACGUUCUGCGUGCUGGGGCGGCCCCUGUGGCCGCCCCCGAUGCCGCCCAAGGUCGUGAGCCACGCUGGGAUACAGAGGGUCCUCGCGGCGACGGCUGUCAGGGACGAUCCGCGCUUCCUGGCCCGCGUGGCGUUUGGGAUCAGGAGCCCGCGGGUGAGUCGGCUGGGGCUUGACAAGAAAGCUGUGUUUUCGUCCCUUUGGGAUCAUGAUUUCAAGUCGCUCUUGGAAGAGUUCACCAAGGCUUGUGAGAUUAAACAAGAACCAGGACUUGGCGGUAUAUAAGGACCUGAUCACCAUACAGCACGAAUCUUCCGGCGAAGCGCUGAACGGUUUUCUUUUCUCUGUGCAUUAUAUUAUCCUAUAU